Necator americanus (New World hookworm) is the source of this 333-nucleotide messenger RNA. RefSeq lists its product as uncharacterized. NCBI's taxonomy places the organism in Eukaryota, Metazoa, Nematoda, Chromadorea, Rhabditida, Ancylostomatidae. The transcript is spliced from 2 exons. Bases 1 to 333 code for a protein of 110 amino acids. The record is from RefSeq and is a predicted model, not a curated record.
AUGGUUGUGGUGGAGGUGGUGGUGGUUCUGGAGGUGGCGGUGGUGGUGGAACCGGCUUACUCCUUCGAUGAAGAGGAGCACGUUUACGGCGGAGUAGCUCUCGCGGACAAGGUAUACUGUUUGUUGGUUGGUUGGUUGGAUAUAAAUGGACCGAAGCGAGUUAUACUUGGCAUUGAGGAAUGUGUUGAAAGUCUACGAUCUGCUGGAGAAAAAAAAGGAACGGAAGAAUCGGAGUCGGAAAAUGAGGGUGAACGAGUUAUGCACCGCUCCGACACCACCACCGUGUCAUUCGACGACGACGACGAUGACGACGAACAGAAGAUCGUGCGAUGA